This is a messenger RNA of Daphnia magna, 4177 nucleotides long. RefSeq names its product bromodomain-containing protein 1 (gene Br140). Gene Ontology annotation, molecular function: protein binding. The record is from RefSeq and is a predicted model, not a curated record. The transcript is spliced from 7 exons. Lineage: Eukaryota; Metazoa; Arthropoda; Branchiopoda; Diplostraca; Daphniidae. Gene Ontology annotation, cellular component: MOZ/MORF histone acetyltransferase complex. The coding region runs from base 167 to 4033 and encodes 1288 amino acids. Gene Ontology annotation, biological process: regulation of transcription by RNA polymerase II.
UGGCUUGGCGCCAGGUGUCUGGAUGGUUGUCAUCGUUUAGUGCGUGGUCUGAAAAACGACAACAAAAAUGGAUAAAUGUGUGACUUCUUUCAUCUAAAUUAGUUUCAUUAAGUUAAAUAAGCGACUGCGCAAUCAACUAUUACCAUUGAAAUUGUGUUGUUUUAAAAUGGGUCUCGACUUUGACAUCCGUGAAUUCCUUAAUCACAUCCGAGCAACUAAGCCGCCAUACGAAUGCCCCGCGAAAGACUGUGGUAAAAUCUACAAAAGUUUCGCGGGCAUUCAAUUCCAUUUAUUCAAUUACAAUCAUGAAAACCCUGGUAGCUCGUUGCCUUCAACAGAAUCACCUCAGCAGGCUUUGAGUUAUGCCGAAGCACAAAAAAUUGUUGAACUUGAAAUUGAUAGCAAGCUUCAAAGGAUAAACAUUUUUGAUGCCAUAAAUUUUGUGGACAAAGAGGACUAUGAGAAUGAAGUUCCUGUAAAAAAUGAAGAGACCCAAAUUCAGGAUUUCCCCAAAACACCAACCAAUAAAAUUCACACACCAAAACAUCUUCAGAAGAAAACUCCAAAGCCUGUUGAACCAGUGGUACGCAAAGAGGAAAAGGUUUCUCCUCCAAAACUUCCAGAGGCAUCUUUUUCAAUUAUUGAAUCGUGGAGCCAGCCAGAUGCCCCAGAACGCCCAAAAUCUUAUUAUCGUUUUAUUGAAAAAUCACCUGAUGAAAUGGAAGAUGAAAUUGAAUUUGAUAUGGAUGAAGAUGAUUUUACGUGGUUGGAGUUAAUCAAUAAACAGAGAAGAUUUGAAAAUCUUUCAGAAGUAAACCCAGAAUCAUUUGAGUUGCUCAUGGAUCGUCUGGAAAAAGAAUCUUACUUUCAGAUGCAAAGUUCUGGGAAAGAUCAAGGUCCACCGAUCGACGAAGACGCUGAAUGUUGCAUAUGCAUGGACGGUGAAUGCCAAAACAGUAACGUGAUCCUCUUCUGUGAUAUGUGCAACCUUGCUGUCCAUCAAGAAUGCUAUGGGGUACCAUACAUUCCCGAAGGCCAAUGGUUGUGUCGAAGAUGUUUGCAGUCGCCUUCACGAGCAGUUGACUGCGCUCUGUGUCCAAAUCGAGGCGGUGCUUUCAAACAAACGGACGAUAACCGAUGGGCUCACGUUGUCUGUGCUUUGUGGAUACCAGAAGUCUGCUUUGCUAACACAGUCUUUCUCGAACCCAUCGACAGCAUUCAGAACAUUCCUGCCGCUCGAUGGAAAUUGACUUGUUACAUAUGUAAGCAACGAGGAGCAGGCGCAUGUAUUCAAUGCCACAGAGCCAACUGCUAUACUGCUUUCCAUGUCACUUGCGCGCAACAAGCUGGGUUACAUAUGAAAAUUGAUACGGCUAAAGAUUCUCCGAGCACUGGCCCCAAUAUCAGCAUUCGUAAAGCGGCUUACUGCGACGCCCAUACUCCUGCCGAUUCCGAUUCAAAACCAUUAGUCGGUGAUCAUGGAAUAGGCGAAGCUAUCCGUAAAGCGCAGUCGAAAGCCGCUUUCCGCGAAAAAAUGCGUAAGGCUCGUAAAAUCUUGGCUGAAAAACGCUCCGCUGCACCUAUCAUUUCCAUCCCUACCAUACCUCCGGAACGCGUCCAGGAAAUCGCUUCUGCCGUACCACAAAUUCAAGGGAAAAUCAGGUUUAUUCAGCGUUUGAUCGCCUACUGGACUCUGAAGCGGCAAUCCAGGAAUGGAGUGCCUCUGCUACGUCGUCUGCAAACCAGCCAUCCUUCCCGAAGACCAGCCUCAUCGGCGGCAACGGGGUCCGCCUCCGGGUCAGGAUUGGGCAAUGAUCCUCUUAUUCAGCAUGAUGAUCUUUUGGGGCAAUUGCGUUAUUUUCAGCGACUUCGACAGGAUUUGGAACGAGCUCGGCUUUUAUGCGAGUUGAUUCGCAAAAGAGAAAAGACAAAGAGGGAGCUGAUGCGGAUCAAAGAAAAAGAACUGGAACUUCAAAUUUACCCAUUGCAGUACCUAAUGCGACGAGUGUUACAGACUCUCAAGGAGCGUGACACGAAUGAUAUUUUCGCUGACCCCGUUGAUAUCAGCCAAGUUCCAGAUUAUCUCGAUUUCAUCCAACAGCCCAUGGAUUUCUCUACGAUGCAAAGCAAGUUAGACGCCGGCCAGUAUCCAACGCUUGAAGCGUUUGAAAAAGAUUUCAACCUGAUGAUUCACAAUUGCACUGUCUAUAAUGCCCAACACACUAUGUAUUACAAACAGGCGAUCAAGCUCAAAGAAGGUGCUCAAGUGCUUUUCAAACAAUUGCGAAGAGAUUUGGAAACCUUAGUUAUUAGCAAUAGCAGCAGCGAUACUACCAAUAAUAUUAUCCAGCCACAGCAAUCGUUAGAAAUAAGCCAACCCGAAAUCAAAGUGGAAGAAAUUGACAAGUACGUCUCUGAAAAGUACCGCGAAAGUGAUACACUGGAACAACAGCUUUCAAAGCUUGAAGAUUUCUUGCGCAAAGCUCAGCAAAUGCCAUCGGGACCACUCAAAGUGAAGCGGAUCCGGAUAUUGAGAAACGAACUGGCCAAAGUUCGUAGGAAAUUAUCCUUGCAAGCUGGUGGUAGAGCGGCAGCUACCCGGAGCAGCAGUACCAGUCCUUCAAAAUCACGACCUGAAAAUGAAACACGUGGUGAAGCAAGCAGUGACUCGGAUUCAAGUAGCAAUAGUAGCAGCGAGAGUAGCAGCAGCAGUAGCAGUACUACUAGCAAAAGCAGUAGCGAUUCCAGCAUUGCUGGCCCUCAAGUGAAGGCUUCCCCACGAGCCGUAAUCGCUGCCCGCCAACUCAAGAUAGAUCACUUUAUCACCCGAGCAUCCAAGACCGAUUCGGAUGAAAAGAAUACGCCAUCUGUUACGAACAAGAAUCGUUUGGUAGCCAAAGUCAUGAAAAGGAAUAUCACUCCAGUGUCCGCACCUGUAGCAUCCACUCCGGUUGCCGUUACGGUAGUUCCAGCAGCAGCAACAGCAGCAGCAGCAACGCCAGUAACACCGGAAUUAGAGACCAUUGCUGCCCCAGUGCCAGUUACUCCCGUCAAGGUUAAUUCCGUGAAUCCCCAACAGCUGACCGGUUCUCCGUCAGGUGUUAAUAGACGGACCGCUGUACUUUUCACGAAGAAAGCGGCGGCUGCAGCGGCUUUUAAGAAACCAGAGCCGUCCGGGAGUAGCUCUCCACCUCGACGGCCGGUUGGCAGACCCCGAAAAGUUUCAGAAAAUAGUUCCAGCCAACCAGGACCGAGUGGCAGUAGCUUAAGUGUGUCGACUAAUCUUUUUGUGGCCGCUGCAGCUGCCACGACAGAUCUAAACAAAAGGAAGAAACAGAAGCAUCCGGAGAGUGACAAGCUAUUCGCUUCAGUUCAGCAGCCUGGAGCUAUUCACCUUCCAAAUAUCGAAAGUGAAAGCUUUAAAGUAUAUCGAACGAACAGGUUGGAUGACGAAGAGGAUUCGCAUCGAGGAUCUAGUGAAUCAUCCGGGAGUGAAGGAAGUAGCAGUGGAAGCAGCACCAGUAGCGAUUCCGAUUCCGGUGAUGAGUCUGAUCACCAAUCAAGUGAUGAAAGUUCGUCCUCUCCGCCCCGACAUCGUCACAAUUCUGCCUCCCUCUUGCCUUGUAAUUUAAUUCCAUUGCAGCCUCUCGAUCUCGUUUGGGCCAAAUGUCGUGGCUAUCCUUGGUAUCCAGCUCUGAUUGUCGACCCAUCCUGGCCCAGGAGUGGCUAUGUGCACAAUGGAGUUCCGAUCGCAAUUCCGCCUGAUGAUGUUCUCAUAAUGGGAACCGGUAUCCAACCUCCAGCCUUUCUAGUUCUCUUCUUCGAUGCCAAACGGACAUGGCAGUGGUUACCAAGAGAUAAACUGGAACCACUAGGAGUGGAUCCUGAUCGCGACAAAGCAAAAUUGAUUGAAUCUAAGAAGCAAACAGAACGCAAAGCUGUUAAAAAAGCUUUUGAAGAAGCAAUUUUGCACCAGUGCAGAGUUGCUGGGCAAAGUAGCGCCCUCUCCGAAGAUUCCGAUUCGAGUCACUGAAAGUUAAUUUCCCAUUUUAAACCUCAUAUUCUUGUUUCGAUUUCCCAUCGCGCUUGCUUAAUUCAUAGUGAAUAUUCAGACGUACUACGUGUUCUCAUUGAUGCAAACUCAUUUUUAAGUAAAACAAAACAAAAAUGAAACAGA